Molecule: messenger RNA, 710 nt
Organism: Rhopalosiphum maidis (corn leaf aphid)
Lineage: Eukaryota; Metazoa; Arthropoda; Insecta; Hemiptera; Aphididae
Exons: 3
Coding region: 31-633 (200 amino acids)
Source: RefSeq, a predicted model, not a curated record
AUAAAGUAUAAAAGCAUACUAUUAUUUAAUAUGAAAACAAUGUUUAAAGGCUUGAAACUGAUGGUGUCCGUGUUGGCGUUGGCCGCUUAUUCGCUGGCCGCGCCGUCCACCAGACCACAGCCGCAGCCGGCCAAGUCGGCCGAGGACCAGACGGCCCGGGACACGCUACUCGAACUCGCCGCGGCCCUGAUGACUGGUGGAGACAUAGCGUCGGUGGCGGGCGGCCGGAAAACAGAAGUGCACCACCACAAUGAUGGUCAAAGUCACAAGCCGCAACACCACCACGCCAUUUCCACGUUAAUUCAUUUGUUUCUGACCAUCGGUAGCGCGUUUGCUCCACUGGUGGGUGCCAUCGUCGGGCCGCUGUUGACCAACGUAGCUAAUGGCAUAACGUGGGCCAUAUCACACACGAUUGCUUCCGGAUUUUCACCUCCACACGGACUAUUCUCGCCGGAACUCGGCCACGGAACCGAUCACAUCAAAGAACACCUGACAUCUUACGCUGCCGAAGGUCAAUCCGAAACGGGCUCUGACGCGAUUCAUCAAGUACAGCAACCCGCCGCGGCUGUGGAGCCGUCCGAACCAGCGACGGUCGAUGACACCAGACACGAAGUGAAGAAAAUAAUAAUAUGAUGAUCCACCGCAGACGAAUAUAUUUAUUACAGAUUAUAUAUGAUCGCGACGACUACGGUUUCUUUUUUUCCGUAUAG